Messenger RNA from Aphanomyces astaci, 1381 nucleotides. RefSeq lists its product as hypothetical. The transcript is spliced from 2 exons. Lineage: Eukaryota; Oomycota; Saprolegniomycetes; Saprolegniales; Verrucalvaceae. The record is from RefSeq and is a predicted model, not a curated record. The coding region runs from base 28 to 1242 and encodes 404 amino acids.
CGUUUGCUCUCCCCACGAUAAAGCAGCAUGAAGCACAACUUUGACCUGGGCGACACCGUGGAAGACGUGUCGGCACCGAAGAAAGCGGCUAAGGGCAUCAAGUCUCCUUCAUCUGCCAAGGGAACCCCGAAGAAGGAUGACAAGAAGUCUCCUGCCAAGGCAAAGGCCAAGAAGGUCACCACCGGCACAUCGACUCGCAACAAGCGCUCGCGCGUCCCGACCAACUUCUACCUCGUGCAGUCAUCUGUCGAAGCCUCCAACGAUCGGCAGCGCAAGGAAACCAUUGACUUGGCGUCCGAUGAAGACGAUGACCAAGACGAGGAUGGAAGCGAUGGCGAGGAACGUACCCGACCGGCGGCGAAGAAACAAUCUUCCAAGUCGUCCAAGCAUGACAGCGACGACGAUGACGACGACGGCAGCGACGAGGACGAGGAUGCCCGACCUGCCCCGAAGAACCAAAAACGAUCUGCCAAGUCGUCCAAGCACGAGAGCGACGACGACGCACAAGAUGACGACGAAGAUGGCAUCGAAGUGGUGGAUGCCCCUGCGACCAAGCGCCAGCGCGUGUCGGCCCGUACGAGUCCAUUCCAGGUGACAAAAGAACCUCGAUCGUCCAAACCCGCCAAGAAGGACAUCCCUGCCAAGAAAGCAGUCGCCGUCACCAAAAAGGCAAGUGUUCCCGCCGUCCCCUUGUCCACCAAGUCGAAGGUGGACACGAAAUCAGCUAAGUCCGUGCCGGCAAAGAAGGAAGCAGUGCCACCAUCUUCCAAGACGGCGGCGACCUCUUCCUUGAAGAAGACGUCGGUUUCCGGUUCUUCCGUCGAUUCCGUGCGCCCCCCCGUUGGUCGGCCGUCGUCGUCUUCCGGGUUGUCGGAAGCGACGGUAGUAGCCAACACCAAGCAAAACAAGAUCUUGGCGGGCGAAAUCAAAGCGCUCACGAAUGCCAUCAACAGCGGCACGAUCUUGAUCUCGACGCUGUGGGAACAGUACCAGGAAGUGAUGCAGAAGGACAUGGAGCUCCGAGAAGCGGCGCUCCGAUUCGCCCAGACCCAGCAGCUUAAACCUGUCGACCAAUCGCCCAACGAGGACAGCCAUGAUGACGUGGCAGCGCCACUGCAUCCAACCCCGGAAGAAGUCCAAAACGAAGAAACGGCCGCCGCCGCCGCCGUGGCCGCAGCGCUAGCCGUCGAAGAAGAGCAAAAGGAAGACGACAGCACGGGCGCCAACCCGUUGCUGCUUUAGUCAGUGUGUUCAUUGGUGAGGAAUAAUUGUCGACACCAUAUAUAUAUAUGUGACAACCAAAAAAAUGCACCAAUUUCAAACGAAACCAACUUGUCCAAUAAUAAUUAUUAAUCCAAACUAGUCUUCUUUUUAAGCUCGG